GUAUUUAAGCAAGCACUGAGGCGUGUGAGGUAUCAGUCAUCCUGUGACCACCAUCGAGUGACCAUCUGUUCUACUGCUUGUCCUAUCCCGCUUCUUAAGCUACACAAUGGCCGCUCACGGAAUCACACUCGCCGCCCUCCUCCUCGCCCUGGCAGCUCUCACGCACGCAGCUGACACCACCCACAAGGAGGACGCACGACUUUUCUACGACGAUAACGACACCUCACUCACCAUCGGCGGCGAGAGCCUCUUCUAUAUCGGGGUCAUCUUCGUCGGCCUGCUCUUGCUCACGUCUUUCCUGGGGCUCUUCGGCACAUCGGCCAAGUUUGCUCAGCCCUACGACUACGCCUCCGCUACCGCUUACGGUGCCCCUGCCCCAGCUUACGAUGAGAAGACCACCUUCGUCCAGCAAUUAAUUGAAGAUGCUGUCAGCAAGUUCCUGUAGAAACCGUGAGCGCAAAGGAAUAUUUGAGAACCGAAUUUUCUUACAGAAAGAAAACCAUGUUACUAUGAUGAUUUAUCUUCACAAUUUUCUGUGAUUGAUCUGUCGAUCUUUUGUUUACUAUAUUCUAUUUAAUUUAUGAUGUAAAUAAAUUGUUUUGUUUA
Penaeus monodon (black tiger shrimp) is the source of this 606-nucleotide messenger RNA. RefSeq lists its product as uncharacterized. The transcript is spliced from 3 exons. Lineage: Eukaryota; Metazoa; Arthropoda; Malacostraca; Decapoda; Penaeidae. Bases 107 to 445 code for a protein of 112 amino acids. The record is from RefSeq and is a predicted model, not a curated record.